CCACGUGCUGCUCGCAGCUCCGCUUUUUCGCUUCGUCUCUCCGCCGCCCGUCUCACUAACAGCAGCGAUGGCGGAUCCAGCAGAAGCAGCAGCGACGGCGGCAGUCCCGCCGCAGACCUCCCCGGCUCUCUCCCCGGCGCUCAGCCCGGGCUCGGAGCCUCCCUCCAUGGCUCUCUCGCCGUCCGCAGGCGGCGCCCAGCGGCUCCUGUUCUCACACGACUUGGUCUCGGGUCGACACCGCGGCUCUCUGCGCUUCGGCCUGGUGCGGAUGAUUCACGGGGAGGAGGACUUCGAGGAGUCCGACUCGGAUGUGGAGGAUGGCGGCGGGAGAGGAGGCGGUGGUGGCGGCGGAGGUGUUGGAGGCGGCGGUGGAGGUAGCGGUGCUGGAGGAGGUGGCGGCGGCGGCGGCGGCGGUGGAGGUGGUGGAGGAGGAGGAGGAGGCGGCGGCGGCGGCGGUGGAGGAGGCUGCAUCCCCGGGAAUUCAGACACUGAGAGCGGGGCGGCUGACUCUCGGACGUGGCCUCUCGGGAGAGGCUUUGUACGGGUGCAGUGGUACCCUGAAGGGACGAAGCAGGAUGUUCGAGAAACGAAGCUGAAACUUGAAGAUCGAUCCAUCGUGCCUAGAGACUUUGUGCGCAGAAUGAAUUCAAAUGACAAGCAGUGCGGAAUAGUGACCAACAUCAACACAGAGUGUGCUGUAAAGCUGGUGGGGACCAACUGUUGUCUUUAUCCUGUAAAUAGUCGCGACCUGCAACACAUCUGGUCUUUUAUGUACGGUGAUUACAUUGUGUAUGACUUCUGGUUGGGGAAGGUGUAUGACCUCAGCAAUCACAUCAUCCUGAAACUCUCCAAUGGAGCGAGAUGUUCGAUGAGUGAAGAAGACGGUGCCAAACUCUAUGAUGUUUACCCACAUGUCAGUGAUUCGGGUCUGUUCUUUGAUGAAGCGUACGGCUUCUACCCGGGACAGGUGCUAAUCGGUCCGGCUAAGGUUUUCUCCAAUGUUCAGUGGCUGUAUGGAGUAAAACCUGUUCUCAGCAAGAAGAGCAAGUUCAGAGUGGUCGUGGAAGAGGUCCAGGUUGUGGAGCUGAAGGUGACGUGGAUCACGAAGAGCUACUCUCCUCAAGGCUCGGACAGCGUCUUUCCUCCUCCAUCCACCAUCACGCAGGAAAACCUCUGCAAAGUGAAGCGACUAGGCUACUUUGACCACACGCAGAGGCAGCUGGGCGAGAGAGCUCUGUACGUGUUUCCUGCUAAAAGUGAUGCCACGCGUAUCACCUGUGAGGGGCCUGAGGGAGCACCUGUCCUACCUGAGGACCCGGUCAUCCGCAAGGUAAAAAGAAUGUUUAAAAAGCACCCUGGUAAGAAGACCACAGAGAGUGCAGACCCUCAGUCCAACAGUGUACAACCCACAGGGAAAACUGAGGAAGCAGAAAUUCCAGAGCCCCUGCAGGACUGUACUGAGGAAGACCCUGUGACGCAGUGUGCCAAUAACGGUCCAGUCCCAACCCCUGAGCCAGCAGAGGAUGGAGGGGAUCAGGUAGAUGUUCCGCAGGGCCAGUGGCCUCAGCUGGGCGAGCUGGAGUCAGAUGAGGAGCAGGUGGAGGACACGGACGACACCAGCUCCAUCACUUCCUCCGCCAGCUCCACAGCCUCGCUGCAGAGCGGCCCCAGCAGAAAGAAGAGCAUCCCCCUCUCCAUCCGAAACCUGAAGAGGAAACAUAAGAAGAAGAAGACCAAGUUCUCUCGGGAGUUCAAACCAGGAGACAGGGUGGCUGUGGAGGUGGUUUCCACUGUUACUUCUGCUGAUGUCAUGUGGAAGGACGGGCGACUGGAGACGGGAAUUCGUUCUAAUGACCUCAUCCCGAUCCAGCACCUGGACAACCACGAGUUCUGCCCUGGAGAUUAUGUAGUGGACAAACGGCCUCAAGCGCUGCAGGACCCUGGUGUGUAUGGUGUCAUUCAGUCAGGUGACCACAAGGCCAGGACGUGUGCAGUAAAGUGGAUCAAACUGAACUCUGCUGGAGACGACGUGGAGGUGAUUGGCGAAGAGGAAGACGUCAGUGUUUACGAUAUUGCAGAUCAUCCCGACUUCCACUUCCAUACUACGGACAUCGUAAUCCGGAUAGGCAACUCUGACUCCGAAGACUUCAAUAAUGAAAGGACCGUGGGCCAGGUGUGCAGAGUUGAUGUCAGCAGUAAGGUGGAGGUGGUUUGGGCCGAUAACUUUAAAUCCGUUGUCCUGCCUCAGCACCUGUAUAACGUCGAGUCGGAGAUUGAAGAGACGUACUACGACUCUGCGGAGGGCAGCACCAGCGGGGCUUCGUCAGAGGAGUGGGAAGAUGAAAGUGAUAGCUGGGAGACGGAUAACGGGCAAGUGGAGGAGGAGACUGGUGCGGGGGGAGAGGAAGCCCCCAAUGCUUCCACCCCCGGCACAGGGGCGCCAGCCGAGGGCAAAGUCUCCACGCCCAUCAGCACUGCGGCCAGCGGUGAGGCACUGGGGACGCCCACAGCUGACCUCAAUGCAGGUGGAGGCGGACCGCCUGCGUCCGAAGAGAAGCCCAAUAAAGAGACGUCGCGCCUGGCCUUCCGUGAACUGAAGGAGGCUCUGAAGAUACUGGAGAGUUUGAAGAACAUGACUGUGGAACAGCUGUGGACCGGCUCCCCAACCUCCCCCACUGCAGAGCCGUCCGCCGCCACGGCCGCGACAACGCCAGCCGAUGCCAAACCCACCAAGGAGAAGCGCUUUCUGGAUGACAUCAAGAAGCUACAGGAGAACCUGAAGAAGACACUGGACAACGUGGCCAUCGUGGAGGAGGACAAGAUGGAGGCUGCAGCGGAGGAGGAGAGGGCGUCGGCUCCCGCUGAACCACAGACGCCUGUUCGGUCUGAGUGGCCCAGCGACACCCCUGUCCUGUGCCAGCAGAGCGGCGGCAAACCGGGUGUCACCUUCACCAGUGCGAAGGGAGAGGUUUUCUCAGUGCUGGAGUGGGCACCAGACACCCACACGUUCAAGAAGAUGGAGUUUCAGCCGGCCGAAGCGAAGAAGUUUUUUAGCACGGUCAGGAAAGAGAUGGCUUUGCUGGCCACGUCACUGCCAGAUGGCAUCAUGGUCAAGACCUUCGAAGACCGAAUGGACCUAUUCUCCGCUUUGAUCAAGGGUCCCACACGCACUCCCUAUGAGGACGGACUCUUCCUCUUUGACAUCCAGCUUCCCAACAUCUACCCUGCUGUUCCCCCUCUCUUCCGCUACCUUUCCCAGUGCAGUGGGCGGCUCAACCCCAACCUCUAUGACAAUGGCAAAGUGUGCGUCAGUCUACUGGGCACCUGGAUUGGCAAGGGCACUGAGAGAUGGACCAGCAAGUCAAGUCUACUGCAGGUGCUCAUCUCCAUCCAAGGCCUAAUCCUGGUCAACGAGCCCUACUACAAUGAGGCAGGCUUUGACAGCGACCGCGGCCUGCAAGAGGGCUACGAGAACAGCCGCUGCUACAACGAGAUGGCCCUCAUAAAGAUGGUGCAGUCCAUGACGCAGCUGCUCCUGCAGCCCAUCGAGGUGUUCCAGCAGGAGAUCCGGGAGCACUUCGUCACCAGUGGCUGGAGGCUGGUGCACCGGCUGGAGGGCUGGCUGGAUCUGGAUGGCUCUGUGUCUGAGCGAGGCCCACGCUGCUCUGCAGGAGGCCUGCGGGAGGAACCGCUGGAGGAAAUCCCACAGGCUCUGGCCCACAGCAGCCCCAGCAAACAGGACCUGAGGAGCGAGGAAGAGCUGGAGGACUCGGGCCUCAGCCCCUCCACUGUGGGGCCCAGUGGGCCUCUUGGAGCAGGUGCGCAGCAGGACCUAAGCCAGAGCUCAGACUGUGAGGGAACUGUUGUGGCUGGAGGAGCUGGAUCGGAGCCUCCGGAAAGCUCGGAAGGGGCAUCCUCCGCGUUCGGAAUGACCCAGCAGGCCGGGAAAACUCUCCCGGAUUCCCAGCCGGCCGUCAGACCAAAGAAACGAAGGAAGAGCUACCGGAGCUUUCUCCCGGAAAGGAGCGGAUACCCAGAUAUUGGCUUCCCGCUCUUUCCUCUCUCCAAAGGCUUUGUAAAGAGUGUGCGGGGCGUCCUGCAGCAGUACCGCGCUGCACUGACCGCUGCCAGCAUUGCAGAGCGUCCCGAGGACAAGUAAUCCGCAGAUGUAAACCACCCUUUUCUCAUCUUUCUUGUCCUUUCCUUGCCUCAGCCUUUCAGGAGCUGCACUCUUAACCCCUUUAACCCUUCUGCCAGCAAGGCUACACCCACUCCGCUAGCCAAUCACUUCUCCUCUUUAUAGACAGACAGUGUUACCCCAGCAGCCUUUUUUGGAAAUGCUUUGUUCGUUUGCUUUUGUUUGUUCGUUGGUUUGUUUGUUUUUGUUUUGUGUUUUUUUUUUCAGCUGGCCAGUUGCUGGAUUCUUCAGUUUCCUGCUAGCAGUUGGAACUGUAAAACACUAGCUUCCGGUGGAUCGUAGCAUCGUUGCAUACACUCCCCCACCCCUCCAUCACUCUGGUCUCUCAGGGAGAUAUAGACGCCUGACGCGCUCAGAAAAUGAAGAUGAUGGCUUUCCUUUUUUUAUUGUUGUUUUCCUGGUUUUGAAGACUUCUAACGUGGAUUUUUGCGAAAAACGGGAGUCGGAGCCAGAUCUUUCGUGCCAUUGGAAUGCUUGCAGGUGUUGUCUCUGCUGCCCGAGACCUAAAUCUGACCAGCCAGCCAUCUGUCAACUGUCCAACUGCUGAGACACAGAGGGUUCACAAACUUUUGCACAAAGUUGCCGUUGUCGUCAUCCUUUGUUGCUGUUGACUGCGUCGGCUGCUGGGCAAUAUGAAAAAGUGGGAAAAAAAAAGAAAAAAAAAUGAUAUAAAAAGGUUUCGGAAUCCUUAUCACCAUCAUCAGUUACAACCCAAGACUGAUUUUUGUAGUCCUCUUAGUCACUGGAGAACUACACUUCCCAGCAUGACUUGUUUUCCAGAUACAGUGCUGCAUCAUAUUGCUUUACCAUUCCUCUCCUGUUUAAUCAGAACUACAAUCUUAUUAGAAAGAGAACUGCUUUCUGCUUUCUUUUAGAGUUGAUUGCUGGUUGCUGACUGCUUUGAUUUACUCUUUUGCCCCAACACACACACACACACACACACACACUCUUAUACAUGGAUUCAGAAUGUUUUAAAACUGCCCAAACAUGUGGCCAUGGGCCUAAUAACUCCAGUCUUUUCAGAGCUGGGUACCAAGUUUACAUGCAGAAACAAACAAGACACAUUAAACUCUCUUGAACUCGUAAAGCUCAAGGUGGUCCGCCGUGGAGACCACUCUGUACAGUGGCUCAUUUCUACCUGAUCAUACGCUUGCACACUUCGCUCACUUCUUAUCACUUCAUUUUUCACUUUUAUAAGGAAAAGGUUGUUUUUUUGUGUAUAUAUACACUCCAGGAGGAACUGGGGGGUGUUCUGGUGUUUUCUGUUACAGCAAGUCUGAGAAGCUUGGAUUUUCAAAUAAACAGUAAGGAAUGAAGCUUUGAGCUUCAUCAUCACAGUUUUAGAGCGUUGACACAAUGAUAUGUCUAUCAUGCUCUUUCUUUCACAACCUCUUUAUGACCCUCCCACUAUAGCUACUCUCUUAGUUGAGAAGGGUGAGAACUUCAGAGCUUUGAACUUCAGCAGCACAGUUCUGAAGCUUUGGCACAAUACUGCCCCCUAUCGCACUUCCACUGUUGUCCUUAAUGGUUUUCUUUCUACUGGCCUCUCACUCUUACUUUCUCUUUUGCGCUCUUGCUUUCACAUUCUUGCUCUUUUAAGUGCUCAUUCUUAGGUCACUCUCGUGAUGCCUCACGCUCUCACGCCCUUUUACAUUCCUGCUUUCACUCUUUUAUGGCCUUAAGCUCUCUCUCUCUUGAUCUCACUCUCACAAGAAAAAUCAAGCUCUCUUUCUUGGUCUCACUCUUAAAAGGUCUAAAAGGUCUUUUAUUUGGUCUUUAUUUUUCUUUAGUUCUCUUCUCUUUUGCUUAUCUGCUUUGCUUUUUUUCAUUCUGUUUUCCCCUUUGAUGCUUUAUUACUUGCUUUUCUUCUUUUCCUGUUUCUUUUUUUCUUGCUUUUACUCUUCACUCCUUUAAUCCCUCAAGCUCUUUCUCUAUAUUGGUCUCAGUCGCAAUCUCUCAAGAUCGAUCACUUUCAUUUUUUUACACUUCCUCUUCUUUUUUGGAUUCUAUGCUUUUCUUUUCAAUAUAUUUCCCAUUUAAUACUUUGUUUGUACUUACUUUUUUUGUUUUCCCAGUUAUUUAUUUCUUUAUUUUUUCUCACUUUCACUCAUUAUUUUAAACCUUCAAUCUCUCUUUUUAUUGGUCUCACUGUCUCAAGAUAUAUCACUCUUUUACUCUUGUGCAGCCUUUUUUGUUUCCUAUUUUCCAUUUGAAUACUUCUGUUUUUCCUGUUUUUUAUUUCAGUACACCUUAUAAGCUUAAGAUCACACUAUCCAGUGUAUCCACUUUUCUAUGACACUACACUGACCCACUUUGGGGCACUGACACUACAGGAUGUUCUAGUUUGUUCCUCCUGCUCCUCGUUCUUCUCGUUCUUAAGAGAAGAAGCUUUUCCCCUGUUUUUUUUUUUUUUUUUUUUUUCCUCCAGACUGAGGCACACAGUGUGCCGUACACCUCAUUACUUUCCGAAGCACAAUUCUGAACCUUUUCUCGCACUGUCAGAACAACUGUGAAGUACCGGAUUAUUUCAUUACCAUUAAUUAAUCUUACUACGUCUUAUUUUAACGAUUAUGUUCAGCACUUUAUUCUAAUUUAAUUUAAUGUAGUUUGUUUGUAGUUAGUUUAGUGACUUCUCUUAAGAGCGACCAGUUUUCUACUAAUGUAGCACAAACCUAAUGGAGGAGAGACUGAUCUUCUGAUGCUGGGACUUUGUGCACUUUAUUGUUCUGACCACCAGGGGGCAGUGGUGACAUACGCUUUCGCUGAUCCCGGUGUGUGUGCACAGACGAAGCUGAUACGACCAAUCGUUAUGCUUAUCCGCCAUCCUCCUCAAAUCCUGAUUCUUCUUUAUAGAAGAUCUGAUGACUACCUAUUGGCUUAGAACCUCUCAGAAGAUCAAAGGGAGGGGCCUGUGGUGCAGUUUGGCUCCUGAAUCACGUUUCUUUUUAAAAUAUGCUUUUUCUUUUUAAGCAUAUUUGUGUCUACGUAUUGUUUACAUUAGCUUGUUGGACUGCUGCUGGAUUGUUCUAGGAGGAAGUUAGAAUUAAACGUUCCUUGAGGAACUUCAGUUUUCAGUGGAGUUCUUUAGUUUGAAAGUGGAGAACCCUUUGAAGAUGCUUUAAGGAACCUUCCAAGAAAGCUUAACAUGCUUUCAGGAACAUUUGUCUUCUAAAAAUCUUUUGUGGUAAGUUCUUCAAAGCACCUUAAGAGGUUCUUUCUGUUUCAAACCGAAGAAACCCUAAAAGUUCUCCUAAAGGUGCUGUAAGGAACUUUUAGGGGGUUGUCAGUUUGAAACUGUGGAGAACCAACCCUUUAAGGUGCUUUAAGAAACAUUUUCUUUAAAAAAAAAAAACUAAAAACUUUUUUGUAGGUUCCUCAAAGCAUUUCACACAAAGUUCCUUCACUCUUUCAAAUUAAAGAACCCCUAAAGGUCCUCAAGGAAAUGACACUUUUAACAGUGUAGUAAUACCAUACAUUGUUAAGUGUAAUUUCCUUAAGGAACUGUGGCAGGAAUAUUUCUUCUAAAAACCGUUACAAACUGAAGAACCUUUAAAGGCUCUCCAAAGUCCAAAGUACGGCUUAACUCUAAGAACUCUUUCUAGCACCUUUUAUUAUUUCAAGACUUUAGUGACCAUUUCUAGAAGACUUAUAAAGUUGAUAAAGCCUAUUUUCCCAACCUUUUCUUGAAGGUUCCUCAGAGCACCUUAAGUGUUUCUUCCACAGUUUCAAGAACUGAAAAAACCCUAAAAGUUCUUAAAGGAACAUUUAUUUAUUUAAAAAGUAAAAUGCGUGUGGCUGGAUAGGGAUGCUGUGAACUUCUAUACUAUACACUACCUGUUUGCUUUUGGUGUGCUGUAGCAUAUCUGUGCCACUUUACUUUUUAUUUAAAAAAUAACUGGAAGUGAUCUUUAAGAAAUGCCACAGACGACCCAUUUUUUACCAAGUACCAUAAAGAGCCAUGCUUGUAAAGUUCUUUAGCAUUAUGCGUCUCUGCUGUAACCAUGGUUCUUUAUUGAAGAAAAAGUGUGUUUUCUUUGGCGCCUCUCAAAAAGCUCUGAGAUAAAGUGAGAAAGAACUGUGAAGAGAACGUGAAAAUGGAACUAAGCAAAGCACUUUUUUCCCUUUUAUUACAAUUUUUUCCUUCAUUACCUCUCCACCUUUCCACUCAUCCAUCAUCUCCAUCACAGGUGUAAAAAAGCAGUACAUACAUUCUUGAAAAAAAAAAAAACACUCCAGUGGUUUGUUUUUCAUCUUGGAUUCACAAUGGCAGUGAUUUGGGGAGCUUAACUCUAAGGUGUUUUUUUUCCAUAUCUAUAAAGACAACAGGAUGUGAGAUCAUUGUGAGAUUAUUGAGGUGUCUGUCGUUAUGCGCUGAGUUGAGGACGAGCUGGAGUGAAGAAAUGUAUAUUAUUACGGGAAAGAUUCUUAAAGCUUUCUGUGUGCGUUUUAAUGCAGCCACACAUCAUCUCAUUGCUGACUGUACCACACCAUAAAUACUCUUAACUGCGAAUUAAUGACCCGUGUGAUUCUGCUGUAUGAGCAAACAUGCUGUGUGUGAGCUGCUGAUUCCUUUCAGCUUCUUAAGGACCGCAAGUGCAGCUUUUAUCAUCAUAAAAUGGAGAUUAAAUGUGAAAAUAUUAGAUUUUUCUUUAUUUCCUAAGAUGUCCUCUUUAAUUGGGUUUCUAUGGCUUUGAAUAUUGAAACCUUUGGUGGUAUCAGUAUUGCAAAAAUCACCAAUACCAUGAUACCCUAUGCUUAAUUAUAUAUUGUGCUGCUUUAGAAAUCUACCCUUUGCUUAAAAAAAAAAGUAAAUCCAAAUUUUCCUGCAUUGUUUUGAACAAAUAACUUAUUUUUGUUGACUUGAACAAUUUUUUUUGCUAAUUAAACCCCUUAUAUGGUGCAUGUUUUGCGAAACACCACCAAUAUCGUAAUACCUAAUACCAAACAAUGUAUUGUGCGGCUCUACACUCUCAAAAAUGAAGGUGGGACAAAGAGUUUUUACUAUAAUGGUGUGAUACUAGACAUUGUUAAAAGUAUAAGUAUAAAUUUAGUGGCUUUAACUGUGGAGGGAUCCCUAAUGUUUCUUUGAGGAGCGUUUAUAAAAGCUUAAGGUGCUUCAAGAAACAUUUUCUUAAGAGUUUCUCUUAGCAGCUUAAGGGGUUCCUGCACAGUUUCAAAAAAAGAAAUGGCUUUUAACACCGUCAAUUUUGAUCCCCUAAAUAAUCUUUUUUUUUUUUUUUUUUGAGGUUCCUCAAACCAUGUCAUGGAGUUCCUUCACUCUUAAAGGUUCCUCAAGGAUUUUUUGCUUAAAUGUCCUUUGUCAGUUGAAAUUGUGGAGGAACCCUUAAAGCUGUUUGAAGGAAACCUUCAGGAAUCUUUCUUCUAAAAACUUCAAACUUAUAGGUUCCCAAAGGGACUUAUACAUUUAAGUGUACAUCUUUACUAAGAAAACUCUUUUUUUCACCUUUAUUAGUUUAAGACUUUACUGACCAUUUCUAUAUUACAUUAAUUAUGCUUAUGAAGUUCAUAAAGCCCCUUUUUGCCACCUUUCCAGGCUUUUUGGCUUUUAAACUCAUGUUUAGCCUCUGCUGAAGGAAAAUGCUGAACUGUGCUGUUGAUUUGACUCCAGAAGAAAGUUCUCUUCUAUCUUUUUUUGAAUUACUUCUUUGUUACGACUGUGACUGACCCUGCAUUAUACCACCUGCCUGCUUAUUGGCCCCUUGCAGGCUUUACAUGUGAAUAUAUCUGUCUUAUAUCUAUGUAUUAACUAAUUUAGUAGCUUGUGUCAUCAUACAUUGGGUUGAACAGGUUUUCUAGAGCUGCACAAAAUAGACAGAGUAUUCAUAUUUCAGUUGUAUUGCUACUUAUGGUAAAUGAUGACUUUUCACUGAAAUUUUGACCAAAAUAUUUAUGAAUUGUCCAAUAAAACCCAUUUUCACCAUCUUUGCAAACCUGUGUAGCUUUAACAGCUAGCUAAUUAGCAUUCCCUCUGAAAGAAAAAAAUGCUUAACUGUAGUGAUUACUUUGUGAUUUUUGUUUAUUUUUUUAUUAAUACUACUGUGACUGACCCUGCUGCUGACCCAAUGCCCCUCUUACCGCUCCUCUGGGCCCUCGUAGGGUUUUUGCGGCUCCUAAUCAAAUGUGAAGCUAGAUGUGAAAGAAGAAGCAGCGAUGGGACGUGAAGCACACAGCUCUGACCUUGUUGUUUUCUUUUUUCUUUUUUUUUGUUUGUUUUCUCGUGUACGUGUAUAAUAUUCAAUUCAGCGUUAAAUCAUAUUAAAGAGAGACAGCCAAAGCAUGUAAACAUGUUGCUUUAAGCCUUAAAUGGCUACUCACAAGACUUGACUGUACGAUGUAAACAUUUCCACAGUGGCCUGUUAUUGGUAAACGAAUAAAAAACAAAGUAUGAUUUGUAGCCUGAUUUCUCUGUACAGACGUCAUGACUAUUAUAAAUAUAUAGAUUAUAUAUUUAACAGAAACGUGAGUUCUAAAGUGGUAAUGUGAAUGCUUGGGGCAUAUAAAUUGCUGAGUGUGCGUGUUGUAUUAUUAUUAUCAUUAUUAUUAUUAUGAUUUUCAUUUUCUUUUGGUUCAUUUGUAAUUUUUUAACGAUUUAUUUUGGUUGCAUUAAAAAGACAAAUGUAUAAAAACUAAGCAUUAAACUCUUUGCGAGCAGAACCUGA
Messenger RNA from Astyanax mexicanus (Mexican tetra), 10878 nucleotides. It is a transcript of the gene ube2o, whose product is annotated as ubiquitin-conjugating enzyme E2O. The transcript is spliced from 20 exons. NCBI's taxonomy places the organism in Eukaryota, Metazoa, Chordata, Actinopteri, Characiformes, Acestrorhamphidae. Bases 68 to 4159 code for a protein of 1363 amino acids. The record is from RefSeq and is a predicted model, not a curated record.